Manduca sexta (tobacco hornworm) is the source of this 1788-nucleotide messenger RNA. It is a transcript of the gene Sas10, whose product is annotated as something about silencing protein 10. Gene Ontology annotation, cellular component: nucleolus; small-subunit processome. NCBI's taxonomy places the organism in Eukaryota, Metazoa, Arthropoda, Insecta, Lepidoptera, Sphingidae. The record is from RefSeq and is a predicted model, not a curated record. Gene Ontology annotation, biological process: maturation of SSU-rRNA from tricistronic rRNA transcript (SSU-rRNA, 5.8S rRNA, LSU-rRNA).
CAUAAUUUCACGAAUCACUGUUCAAAAUUGUCAUUUGUCAAUUUACAAUUGUCAUUUUGUUCACCUGCGCGUUUAGCUGGAAUUCGCUCAAUUUAAAUAAAUAAAAUAACUUUCUACUAUUACCUAACAACAUAAUUAAUAUUUGAUUAAUAUUUACUAUAAAAAUUAUUUGCCUCCUUCAUAAGUAGUCAAUAAGAUAAUAAAUGAGUUACAUACUAACCUAAGUUGUAUAUCGCUAGGAACAGUUGUUGCGUGUUUUAAAUGCUUAUGGGAUAAUAUACUGCACGAUGGGUGACAAAAUAAGGAUUGAUUCAGGGUUUGACAUGAAGGGAAACUAUGAGCCAUCAGAUUCAGAAGAUGAAUAUUCAGAUGAAAAGGAAAUAUUGGCAAAAGUAAGAAAACGAAAACAUGAUUCUGAUAGUGAAGAAGAACUUUAUGGAUUUUCAGAGUCUGAUGAAGAUUCUGAUAAUAAAAAGGAUGAUUUAGGCAUAGCUGAUAGUGAUGUUGAAGGCCAGGAAAAGUCUGAUGAUGACUUACCAGACUCGAAAGCAUGGGGAAAUAAGAAAAGGUCAUAUUAUGCCACUGAUUAUGUUGAUGAAGAUUAUGGAGGUUUUGGAAAUGAUGAAGAAGCUGCCCUUAUGGAGGAAGAAGAAGCCAAAAACAUACAAAAAAGGCUCUUAGAACAACUUGGAGAUGAAGAUUUUACACUAGAAUUCUUCAAUAAGCAAGUUCAAGAAAUUAAAGAAAAUGAAACUGUAAUUAAAAGUGACCUAAGCCAAAUGUCCAAAAGGCAAAAAUUACAGCUACUGGAAAAAGAAAGCCCAGAAUUUUCAGGUCUCGUAGAUGAUUUCAAGACAAAACUAACUGUUGCAAAAGAUGACUUACAUCCUGUUUUAGAGCUUGUUAAGGAUGGCAAACUGCCUAAGUGCCCAGCUUCAAAAUUUGUGAAGACAAAUUAUGAUCUGAUUCUUAACUACUGCACAAACAUUAGUUUUUACUUGCUUCUAAAAAGCCAAAAAAUUAAUAUUCAAAAUCAUCCUGUAAUAAAAAGGUUGUAUCAAUAUAGACAAAUGCUAAACAAAAUGGAGCCUAUUUACUUGGAAGUAAUUAAACCACAAAUAGACAAAAUAAUGCUUGCAGUAAGAAAUAAUUUGAAACUACAAGUAACUGAACUACAUGAAGAAAAGAAAGAAAGCAAGAAACGAAAAUCUGAUAAAACAAUAUCUGAAUCAACACAAAAACUUAAGCUUAUUAGUACAAUGGAGAAAGAUGAUGGUGGGGAUACAGGAGUGUCAGAUAAUGAGGAAGAAUAUGAAGGAAAUGAUUAUUUCAAGAACAGUAAUAAAAUGGAAAAUGCACAUAGAGGUAAUGAUGAAUCAGAAGAAAGUGGCUUUUCAGAUAAUGAUGAUAACUCUCCUACUGAAGUAGAAAAUGAUGAGAAUAAACCUUCAACAUCCUCCCAAGACAUGAUCAAUGAAGAACUUGGAGACAAGCGUGAAAUUACAUAUCAAAUUGCUAAAAACAAAGGUUUGACACCACAUCGAAAGAAGGAACAAAGGAAUCCUCGAGUGAAACAUAAGCUUAAAUACAGAAAGGCAAAGAUAAGGAGGAAGGGUGCUAUCAGGGAGCCCAGAACAGAAAUUUCCAGAUAUGGUGGAGAAUCAUCAGGCAUAAAAGCCAAUGUUAAAAAGAGCAUUAAAAUUAAGUAAACAACUUCAUAUUUAUUUUCUCAUUGUGUAACAGCAUUAUUUUAUUUUGAUUUCUGUAUUAAAGUUGUACUCCACAUGA